CAGUAGUUCUACUCCUAGGAAUGUAGUCAACAGAAAUGUGUGCAUAUUAUGUCAGUCAAAGUUUAAUCAAAGAAACAGAACCACUAGAAGAUGUCUGAAGGGAUUUAUUGCAAGAAUUUGGUCUUACCCAGUUGUGGGAGCUGGCUAGACAGUCUGUGUGAAGCUGCUUUCUUUCCACCUGAUGAUGGAGCUUGAACUCUACCAGGUGGGCAGUCAUGGAAGAAGAGAGUAUGGUUGGGAAGAUGGAGAGAAGCUGACGCUCAUGAGGACGUACAGGAACCCAGGGAACAUGGUGGAAUGGUGCCUACCUCAAGAUAUUGACCUUGAAGGUGUUGAGUUCAAGUCUAUGGCCAGUGGGUCCCAUAAAAUUCAGUCUGACUUCAUCUAUUUCCGAAAGGGGCCCUUCUUCGGCCUGGCCUGCUUCGCCAACAUGCCUGUGGAGAGUGAGCUGGAGCGCGGCGCCCGAAUGAAGUCUGUGGGCAUCCUGUCUCCGUCCUACACCCUGCUUUACCGGUACAUGCACUUCCUGGAGAACCAGGUUCGACACCAGCUGGAGACACCGGGACAUUACUCCCAUCUGGCUGCAUUCUACGAGGACAAGAAAGGGGUGCUCCAUGCCGGUCUGGGGAGAGGCAGCAGCCUGCCCCCCGUCUACUGGCUGCCUUCCAUCCACCGAUACAUGUAUCCCGAGAUGAAGAUCACACACCCAGCUGGCUGCAUGUCUCAGUUUAUCAAGUUCUUUGGAGAACAGAUCAUCAUCCUUUGGAAAUUUGCCUUACUUCGAAAGCGCAUUUUGAUAUUUUCUCCCCCUCCCGUGGGUGUCGUAUGCUAUAGAGUAUAUUGCUGUUGCUGUCUGGCCAACGUCUCGCUGCCGGGCAUCGGGGGCACCGUUCCUGAGUCCAAGCCCUUCUUCUAUGUGAACGUGGCUGACAUCGAGAGCCUGGAGGUAGAGGUGUCCUAUGUGGCCUGCACCACAGAGAAGAUUUUCGAGGAGAAGCGGGAACUGUAUGAUGUCUAUGUGGAUAACCAGAACGUGAAGACACACCACGACCACCUGCAGCCCCUGCUGAAGAUCAACAGUGCUGACCGUGAGAAGUACCGGCGGCUCAAUGAGCAGAGGCAGAUGCUGCUGUACUCCCAGGAGGUGGAAGAAGAGUACAACCCUUGUGAGGAGGACCUCUUUGUGCUGUUUUUCCUAGAGCAAAACAACCGGAUAUUUCAGACUUUGCUGGAGGUGUCCGCCAGUCAAGAUAAAACCCUGACCGCUGAGCAUGCCCGCGGCAUGGGUCUAGACCCACAAGGGGACCGGAGCUUUCUGAUGGACCUGCUGGAGGCCUACGGCAUCGACGUCAUGUUGGUCAUCGACAACCCCUGUUGCCCAUAGGAAGAGUGGGCCAAGGCUGGUGAGCCUCUCUCGCGUGGGGCUCUCACGCCGGGCCCCAGAAGACCUCAUUUUUUUAUUAAGUUGACGCACAGGACUAUGGUUUCUACUUUCCAACAAAUGUGAUUUUUGCAGUCUCCUUUCUUCCCCUCCUCCCUAGUGGUAAGACGAGACCACCUUGGUUUUAUGUCCUGCUUUGGUACGAUGUGGGAAUCUACCACUUUCUCCCAGAACUGCUGCCUGAUUUGGUGAUCAGAGCAGAUUCUCUCAUCUCCUUGUUGAGUGACUUGAGGGGCUGUGGUGAAGGCCAUCUAUCACUAGGAGCGGGCCGAGCUCUGCAAACACUGGGGCAGACUCCUCAGAGAGUACCUUGAGGUACUCGAGAAUGAGAGAGCUGUCCCGGAUGGCCGUGGAUGUGCAUCUCCUGGAGAUGGAAGUUAGCUAGACCUCAUGACCCUUCAAGGUUCUUCUCCGUUCCGGGAGUUCAGGGUUGGGAUCAAAUCCCUCUUCCUGUUCACUAGGGCAAACCUGCAUCUUCUCUGUUCAUGUGGGUAGAGACCUCAGAGAGGAACAAAAGGAUGUUUCUGUCGCUAAGGAUGAGCUUCUCUGAGGACAGAAUGACAGGAAGAGGUUUCUUGCCAGCCAGCUGGAAAUUCAAGUUGUAGAAUGAAGCCUGGAAACUUCCCUCAGAGUAAAUUAGUGGUGGCCCCUCCAUGUGAUACUGCCUUCUUUUCCCUGAGUCCCUCUCCUCUAGGGAUGGCCCUGGAGCUCGCAAGCAAACUCAUUUUACAGUGUAGUUUCCUUGAAGGGCUCACUAUCCUCUUGGAGUAAUUUUGGUAUUUUUACAGAGUAAUGUUUGUUGCUACCAAAGGCAGAGCCAUUGGGGUUCAAACAGGAGAGAGAAGAGGUUUCUCCAUCUGAGAGUUCUCUGGACACAUCGCUGGCAGAGCCUCUGGAUCAAAACCGAGACUGGCUGGGUUCCGUAGUCAAGCAAGCAAGGGUCUGCGCUGGUCGCUCCGAGUCCGGAGCAAGACUGGGUAGCAGCUCGGAGCCCUCGCCGAUUUCUCUCUCGCGGAGAGGACGUUCCUUGAGCGAAGUAGUUGGGGCCAGAUACUGACACGUGCGUCAAGAGCGAGAAUUUGACAGUGCCUUCACCCGGGGAAGGGGUUGGAACCCCUGGGUGUCCGUGGUGAGUUCGCCUGCACUCCCCUGACAUGUUUUGGUCUGACAUGACUCCUGUCGGUCCCUGCCUCUUCUCUCCGGCCGGCCCAUUGCAGGGACACCGACUUGGACGAGACGGGAGUAGCUUGAAGCUAGCUCUCGUGAGUAGAUUUGAGGUCUUUGGGGCCAUAGUUUAGGAUUUGGACUUGGGCUCCUGGGUUGUUGGUGACCGUUUCUUCCCUUUGGACCUUCUGCCUGGCUGUGUCUUUGGCCUAGCCAUCCACGGAUCCACGUCUGUGCCCGGGUUCCAGCCGGGCUAAUACAGCAGAGAAAUAACCUUCGAAUGGAUGGAUCACACGUUUGAUCUCAAGACUAGCUUUUUAGGGCUCAUUGCUUUAUUCAGAAGUAUUUUCACUGUAGCUCCUUGAUACGGGAUUCAAGACUAAAGAAAUUCACAUGGACAGAUGGAAAUACAUCCUGGUUAAUCAAAGUAGCAUCUUUGAUGUAAAUAUGUAAGUUUGGGCAUUGAAAUGUAAAGUGUACAACUAAUACUCUUCGCUCCUCCCUGUGGGUUUAGCCAUCAUUUCAGUCAGAUGUAUUUUUACAAAAGAAGCUUCACCACCUCUUUCCUUGAAGAGCAGCCUUCUCUUGUCUCUGGGGAAGGAGCAGCCUUUCUGGCCUGGGUCAAGUAAUGGUGACUUUCCGUGGUGUCUGAAGGCUCAAGGUUUUCGAAGUUGGGGGGGUGGGGUGUGUCUCAAGCAGGGGUAGGGGUGACAGGAAAGGUCGGAUUCUCUCGGUGGACGUAGGCCCCCUUCCUCAGGACCCGAGGGGUCUGUUGGAAGAUGACCGUCUUUAAGCACUUCUGCGCGCAGACACUUGUGUUUCUGGGGAAUUGUAACUCCAGGUCACAAGUACUCGUGUAAAGGUCAUAAGGUGAAAAUGAGGUUCCGGUAUUUUCCUUUGCAUGGUGGGUAGGGCUCCGGGCUCCUUGCAGCUCUGCCCUCUUCCAGGUGGCUGUGUGGCCUCUCCGUGCGGUCCCCUCACACUCGUGCAGGGGGCAGGGGGAUGGGCGCCGGGGGGAGUGUACAAGCGAGCCUGGGCUCAGCUGACCCCAAAACAGAACUUCUCCCCCACCCACCCCGUAUCGCUUUUAAGGGAGAACCCAAGGACUCUGUCCUUCCCUUGCAGCUUCCCUCUGGGCCAGAAGCCCGCCGCCACACCCCCUGGCCGGCUGAGCAGCAUGCCCGUUGGCUCUGUACUCCCCGUGGUCACUGUUCACCGUCCCCCGAGCGUCUCUUGCCUCGAUGGUGAUACGGAGCCUCUUGCUUCUGAGGUCACCUUUUGAAGACUUGCUCUGUACCCGACUCUGCUCCCGUCCCCCUGUCCUCCCCCGUGUGUCCGGUUAGCAGCCCACUCAGCAUCAUCUGCUGCCCCUCCGCUAAAAGGGGCACGGGGGUGUGGGGUACCUGGCAGGACUCCCCGCGGUGACAGCAGAAGCGAGAAGCCGCACGGACCUGCUUUUCUGUCAUUGUUGAGCGGUUUCCUUAAAAGCCUUCUGCUUUUGUUCAGAAGACAUGAUCGGCAGCCUUCUUUCCUGCCUCAUAGGUCCGUAAGCUCUGGAGGGGCAGGGAUUCUUACCACGGACUCCUGAAGCAGGGCUGGAAGCCGAGGGUGGAGGAGCUUGACUGAUGAUCACCUUCUGCCCUCUCGACUGUUGAACCUCAUCCCCCGCCCCCGCUCCCACCCCAGCUGGCUUGGUCCUCCCGAGACCUUGAAGCCUGAUCUAAUGCCAUGCUGUGAGCCAUGAGCUCACCUGGAAACACUGCUGACCCGAGACAUCUGGGCUGCUGUCGUUUCUGAAUUGAGUCUGACAAAAGCCAGGUGGCAAGGUGCCUUAUGGGGCCAGGAAUCCAGGCUUAGGGUUUAUUGGUGUCCAGCAAAAUGUGACAGAGUCCUAUUAAAGUGGGAUUUUUUUUUUUUCCAAUUCUGCAGGCUUGGCAGAUGGUAAUAUUCAGCCUUGGAGAAAAUGUCCAGUUGUGCUCUGGCGUAGGAUUCUCUCUCCAGAAGGAGUCAGAAACGGUAGGAUUUAUCUCCUACGAGAACCAGAAGUGUGGGCCGGACGAUGGUUUAGCAUUAACGAUGGCUUUCAUCAGGCACGAAGCUCUCCUCGGGCCUGGUGUAGAUCUGUCCACGGCGCCACCUGGGGCCUCGUCCGGUCCUCAGUCAGGACAGCCUUGAACGAGAAGGCACCUGCCCCCCCAACGACUGCCACCCAGCAUGGCAGCUCUUCUUCCGUUUGGCCAGGAAACGGGUGCUGAAUUCAUUGAUCAUGAUAGAAAUCAUUGAGCCCAGAAUCUGCAUCUAGAACUUACCUUGUGUUGUUCCCCAUGAACAUCAGGGUGGGAAUUUUCAGGGUAGCGCAGACCAUUCUAAAUACCACCUGUGCCGACUCAUUUGUCAGCAUAACUACCUGGUAUUUUCGCCAGAAGAUAAAGGUAAAGAUGAAUCAUAGCUGAGUCGCUGUUUUUCAUUCUGGUGGCUAUGAGGAUGAACUUGCUAUUUGUCUUGAUAUGCUGAAAGCCUUUCUAACACAAUAAAAAGAUGAGAUUAUUCAGCUUGAAGCUGAGGCCUGCAGGGAGCCUUCAGGAAAGGGCAGUCGUGAAUUAAACCGGCGGGGCAGCAGCCCUCUGGAUAGAGGCAGGGACCUCAGGGACCUUUUGUUUUCCUUUUUUUCUGAAACUAUAGCCAGGGAAUGGAUUGAGACGCUUUCUCCAAGUCCCUGGACAGAUCAGACUUGCAGAGGUAAGGGGGCAGGAGGGUGCUGAAUAAAUCAUAAGGCGAUGGUCAGCUUGACCGUGAACUUUGUUUCGUUAGUCUGUCAGUUCUGAAACAGGCAAGAAAGUCAACAUGGGGACCAACGUGUCAUGCAGGGGCUUUCACCUCCCUGUCCGGUUCCUCGCUAGCAGGCUCGGAAUCUGUGAGGUCCGGCCCAAGGAUCUUCCCAGCGCACCUCACAGCAAGGCUCCUAGAGCCGGACGCUGCCCUCCGCUGGCCCGACCUGUCCCUUCUCAUUUCAGGGAAACCCUUUUCUGAUGCAGGUAGGGGAAGAGCAGGAGUCGAGGGCUCCUCUUACUCCUGAGUGGUGGAUUUUUGGUAUUCCAUUCUAAGACUCAUAUACCUCUGUUCCCAGGAGCUGCUAGAGCCCCGAGUGUUGGGAGAAAGGCUGUGAAUUAAGUUAAUAUUUUUCUUAUAAGAAAUGGGAGUCUAUUUUUCUAUCGAUAUUACUAUGUGAUGAAUGGAGUGUGCAGAUGUUGAAAGGGAAGGAGAUUUCAAAACUAUAAGCCUCGAAAUGCGGAAGUUUUGUCAUUUGG
Messenger RNA from Mirounga angustirostris (Northern elephant seal), 5913 nucleotides. It is a transcript of the gene DENND11, whose product is annotated as DENN domain containing 11. Gene Ontology annotation, cellular component: cytoplasm. NCBI's taxonomy places the organism in Eukaryota, Metazoa, Chordata, Mammalia, Carnivora, Phocidae. The coding region runs from base 182 to 1384 and encodes 400 amino acids. The record is from RefSeq and is a predicted model, not a curated record. The transcript has 9 exons.